AUGGCUUCCUUAAGCUGCGCAGCCUCAGACCUCGCACCCCUUUUCAGCUCUAACACUGCCAACGCCACUGCCGUGGCCAAUUACCUCUGUACUCGCUUUGACACCAUAGCCAACAAGCUCAGUGACACAACCUAUGCCAUAGACAACACAUACCUCCUCUUCUCAGCUUACCUUGUGUUCGCCAUGCAACUUGGCUUUGCCAUGCUAUGUGCUGGAUCUGUCCGUGCCAAGAAUACCAUGAACAUCAUGCUCACCAAUGUUCUUGAUGCUGCAGUUGGUGGCCUUUCUUACUAUCUCUUCGGCUUUGCCUUUGCUUUUGGUUCUCCCUCUAAUGGAUUUAUUGGCCGCCACUUCUUUGGUCUUAAAGACUAUCCUAAGCCCACUGGAGACUAUAGCUUUUUUCUUUACCAAUGGGCCUUUGCAAUAGCGGCUGCUGGAAUUACUAGUGGGUCCAUUGCUGAGAGAACUCAAUUUGUGGCUUAUCUGAUCUACUCUUCCUUUUUAACCGGUUUUGUUUAUCCUAUAGUUUCACAUUGGUUUUGGUCUAGUGACGGCUGGGCCAGCCCAACUCGAACUGGUGAUCUUUUAUUCAAUUCAGGUGUCAUUGACUUUGCUGGUUCGGGAGUGGUUCACAUGGUUGGUGGCAUAGCGGGCUUAUGGGGUGCGUUUAUUGAAGGCCCACGAAUUGGCAGAUUUGAUCAAGAGGGCCGGUCCGUGGUUUUACGUGGUCAUAGUGCAUCUCUAGUCGUACUUGGUUCAUUCUUGUUAUGGUUUGGUUGGUAUGGGUUCAACCCCGGUUCAUUUCUCACAAUAGCAAAAUCAUACGGUGAUGGUGGGUCUUAUUAUGGCCAAUGGAGUGCCAUUGGGAGGACAGCUGUCACCACAACAUUAGCAGGUUCCACAGCUGCACUUACAACCUUGUUUAGCAAACGCUUAUUGGUGGGUCAUUGGAAUGUGCUAGACGUUUGUAAUGGUCUACUAGUAGGAUUUGCUGCAAUCACCUCAGGGUGUUCAGUGGUAGAGCCUUGGGCAGCAAUCAUAUGUGGCUUUGUGGCAUCAUGGGUUUUGAUUGGGUGCAACAAGCUUGCAGAGAAGUUAAAAUAUGAUGACCCACUAGAGGCAGCACAAUUACAUGGUGGGUGUGGUGCAUGGGGGGUUUUAUUCACAGGAUUGUUUGCAACGACGUCGUACGUGAAUGAGGUGUAUCCAGGUCAACCCGGUAGACCAUACGGGUUGUUUAUGGGAGGUGGAGGGAAGCUACUGGCAGCACAAAUUGUACAAAUAUUGGUGGUCUCAGGGUGGGUCACGGCCACAAUGGGAUCACUAUUUUAUUUGCUUAAAAAAAUGGAGUUGUUAAGAGUGUCAAGGGAUGAUGAAUUGGCAGGCAUGGAUAUGACAAGGCAUGGUGGUUUUGCUUAUGCUUACCAUGAUGAAGAUGGUCAACCUAUUAAGCAUGCAUAUAUGAUGGGGACUAUUGAGCCUAACAUUAAGACUCCACCAGCUAAUCUUAGUUUACCAUUAGCAGACGUGUGA
Messenger RNA from Quercus lobata, 1533 nucleotides. RefSeq names its product ammonium transporter 1 member 2-like. Gene Ontology annotation, molecular function: ammonium channel activity. The record is from RefSeq and is a predicted model, not a curated record. The transcript has a single exon. The coding region runs from base 1 to 1533 and encodes 510 amino acids. Gene Ontology annotation, cellular component: plasma membrane. Gene Ontology annotation, biological process: ammonium transmembrane transport; ammonium homeostasis. Lineage: Eukaryota; Viridiplantae; Streptophyta; Magnoliopsida; Fagales; Fagaceae.